Molecule: messenger RNA, 858 nt
Organism: Colletotrichum aenigma
Lineage: Eukaryota; Fungi; Ascomycota; Sordariomycetes; Glomerellales; Glomerellaceae
Exons: 1
Coding region: 1-858 (285 amino acids)
Source: RefSeq, a predicted model, not a curated record
AUGACUACAACAGGGAAUAUAAGCCUCUCGACGCAGCAUGUCUUUACCGACUCAGGUACUAGCUACCAAGUGAAUGUGUCGCUGUUGACGAACCCCAGAUUAUUCGACUUACCAGACACAUUUCCAGAGUUUGCCCGGUUCGCCCUGUAUCGAGCAACCCCCAAUUAUAACUUCAAGCCUGUCAACGACAACAUCACGGAAUGUUCUCUUUCCCUUGCUGCGUAUAAGUACACAGAUGCACAGUCAAACGGAACGAGCUUCGCCUUCCAGAACGCGCAAAAGAUUGAUUUGGGCGGCAGAGAGUCAUGGGGCGUCAGUGGCACUUUCUACGAAGAUCAGUUGUUCACCAACGAGUCUACGGCCGACCAUUUGCCCAAAUUCACAUUAUCUUGGGCCGAUUUCAAAGCGUUGCAAAAUUUCUUCGAAUCUGGGUCCAUUAUCACCGAGUGGGUCGACGGAAACUAUGAGAACAAAGAGCUUGGCGUGAGUGCUGCUUUGGCUGGUGAUGUAGAUGUUGGCAAGCGAUUUGAGCAGAUGGCAGUCAGUAUGACGGAUUAUCUGCGCUCAGGUCCGAACAUGCAGUUGGCACUGGGAGAGAGAAUUGAUAACGUACCCUUUGUGUCAAUUCGGUGGUGGUUCUUCGUCGACCCUGCCGCGAUUGAAGCUUUUGCCUUGUUGUUCGCCGUGUUGACCAUUUUCAGCAACCGGAAAAACAGCAGGGUCCCUCUCUGGAAAUCCUCUGCUCUUGCCGUCUUGGCAUGCGAGCAUGAGAAGAAGGCAGAAUUGCUCAUAACUACCGCCAAGGACAUCAAGGAGAUGGGAAAAUCGGCGGAAACAUCUUUCGUGAAGCUGGAGUAG